UUUUACACCAUCUCGCAGUCUGGUGUAGUAAAUGAGAAUAUAAAGGAUUUUAGUGGUUUUGUCAAACCUUGAGAAAACUAAAAAGGUCAAGAAUGACGAACGGGAGAAGUAGAAGAAGAGCAAGAGAAAGCAGCCCGGAGAGAGCCAAGGUCUGUAUGCAGCAGCCAAAGGCAAUGAAACCCAUCAGACGAGUUCAAGUUGUUUACUACCUAACCAGAAAUGGGCAGCUUGAACAUCCUCAUUACAUGGAAGUCACCCAUUUGGUCAAUCAACCACUUCGUUUGAGAGAUGUAAUGGAAAGACUCACAGCUCUCAGAGGCAAAGGAAUGCCCUCUCUUUACUCUUGGUCUUGUAAAAGGACUUACAAGAAUGGUUAUGUAUGGAACGAUUUAGCAGACAAUGAUGUCAUUCCUCCAUCUGAUGGAGCUGAAUAUGUUCUCAAAGGCUCAGAAUUGGUUGAUGGUUGCUCUGAAAGAUUACAGCAAAUACAAAUACGUAAAAGGGAACCAAAUUUUCAGGAACCAAACCUUCAUCAUCCCAAACAAAAGUCCUCAGCUUUUGCUUUGACUCGGCACAGAGGACCCCAAGCUGCAACAUACGAAGAAGAGCAAGAAUUCGAUGGAGAAGAAGAAGAAGAAUACGAACUUAAUGAGGAGAAAACAUGCUACACAAGCUCAACAACAACUCCUCACUCUCGUUGCUCAAGAGGGGUUUCCACUGAUGAACUUGAAUACCAAGAAAACAAUAUCCAAAAACCCAUUGUUGAGAAGCAAGAUCAAACCAAAAACACUGCAUCCAAGCGGUUUGAAGAUGGUGACACAGUUGCCAACGGCCGUAACUCCUCGGUGCUGCUUCAACUCAUUGCAUGUGGGAACUUAGCCGUUAACAAAGCCAAGAACAUACCAAACAAUGUGGUGAAGAAAAGUGAAAAUUUGCAUAGAGGGGUUGUUUGUAAAUCUGCAGUAAAGGCGGUUGAAGAUGAUCACAUGAUAAGCUGCAUGUCUGAGAAUCCAAGGUUUUGUAAUUUACAGGCAGAAGAGAAGGAGUACUUCAGUGGCAGCAUUGUUGAGUCAAUCAAGUCUGAGAACCUAGUUGUGGCUGAUGAGCCACUGCUCAAGAAAUCCAAUUCCUAUAAUGAAGAAAGGAGCUGCAAGGCUGCACUGAGUGGAACAGUGGGAGAGGAGAAAAAGGACAAGGCAGUCAAAGGGAAUUUUAUUCCCAGGAAGAAAUUACCAAAGCAAAAAUGAGGGUUGACUAGAUUCAUAUACUUAUUGAUGCAGUAAUUAGUAUUAACCGUUAGGG
Messenger RNA from Hibiscus syriacus, 1302 nucleotides. RefSeq names its product protein UPSTREAM OF FLC-like. Lineage: Eukaryota; Viridiplantae; Streptophyta; Magnoliopsida; Malvales; Malvaceae. The transcript is spliced from 5 exons. The record is from RefSeq and is a predicted model, not a curated record. Bases 93 to 1247 code for a protein of 384 amino acids.